Messenger RNA from Spizellomyces punctatus DAOM BR117, 2155 nucleotides. RefSeq names its product A/G-specific adenine glycosylase, variant. The transcript is spliced from 11 exons. Gene Ontology annotation, cellular component: nucleus. NCBI's taxonomy places the organism in Eukaryota, Fungi, Chytridiomycota, Chytridiomycetes, Spizellomycetales, Spizellomycetaceae. The coding region runs from base 341 to 1912 and encodes 523 amino acids. Gene Ontology annotation, biological process: mismatch repair; base-excision repair. Gene Ontology annotation, molecular function: oxidized purine DNA binding; purine-specific mismatch base pair DNA N-glycosylase activity; 4 iron, 4 sulfur cluster binding. The record is from RefSeq and is a predicted model, not a curated record.
CGCUCCUUUUCUCACUCUACAAUCAAACAUCAUCUGCAUGCCUCGUCACGUCCAAACACAAUCACAGAACGACGUGCUCGUACAAGAAGCAAUCACCACCCUCCGUCAGACUAUUCAAGACGACCGUCAUGUGUCACAUUCCUCAACCUACCACCUGUUCAAAGACCCAGUCGAGAUCAACAGUCUGAGAAAGGCCCUUCUCGACUGGUACGAUGGCCACCAGCGUGAAAUGCCCUGGAGGACUCCUUGUGGUUCCAAAGCACAGUAGACGUCUAGCGUAUUGCCGCCAUCUGAGAAGGAAGCGGCACAAAGGGCAUAUGAAGUUUGGGUCAGCGAGGUCAUGCUCCAGCAGACCCAAGUAGCGACCGUUAUCCCAUACUAUAAAAGAUGGCUUCAGAAUUGGCCUACAAUUCACGAUCUGGCAAAGGCACAUCCAGAAGACGUAAACAAGGUGUGGUCGGGGCUCGGAUAUUAUUCACGUGCUAGAAGACUACAUGAAGGUUCCCAACUCGUCGUCCGCAAAUUUGAGGGAAUCCUCCCUCGCGAUGCGAAAUCUCUCGAAAAAGAAGUUCCCGGUAUUGGACCAUAUACAGCAGGUGCAAUUGCCUCGAUUGCUUAUAACCUACCGGCACCACUUGUGGAUGGAAACGUCGUACGUGUAUUGUCCCGUCUGCGAGCUGUCGCUGGAGAUCCAAAGGGCAAGGAUGUGAUAUCAUUGCACUGGUCUUUAGCCAAAGAUAUUUUGGAUCCGGAUAGGCCCGGUCACUUCAAUCAGGCAUUAAUGGAUUUGGGAGCUACGGUCUGCACGCCACAAACCCCUGAUUGUGUUGCGUGCCCCAUUAAGGAGUUUUGUCGUGCGAAUGCUGAGCAAAGGGCCCAGAUUCUCCUUGCAAAGCAAAAGUUCCUUGGUACAGGGAAUGUGGAUAGCCCAGCAAUGAGUACCCUGGAUCUUUGCAAGCUGUGUCCUCCACUGAUGGACAUUGAGGAAAGUGGUGUCAAGCGAUAUCCUGCCAAGGCAAAGAAAAAGCCUCCGCGAGAAGAAGUUCGCGCUGUGUGUAUCUUGGAACACGUUGGGGCACAUAAAGAGUCAAAAUUCCUGCUUGUUCAGGGACCAAAGGAAGGCUUGCUAGCAAAUCUUUGGGACUUUCCUAACAUUGAGCUGCAAUUGCCAGAGCCAAGCACUGACGGGACAGGUGGAGCAUUGCAAAGCAAGUCGGGUUCGGUUAUAGAGAACAUUCAAUACGGCACGUGGAAGACAGCUAUAGACGAGUGGAUGGGCACACAUCUGAAUAUCAGCCUUUCGUCAUUGCAGGAUGAGAACAGAACAAGAGCGGAAGUCACUGUCAUAGAUCGGAUGGAUUUAGGCUCGACGCUCCACCUGUUCUCGCACAUUAAACGUGUGAUGGUGGUGGAACACGUCAUCAUCACCGGCGAAAUCCAGUUGCCCUCCAACGUGACUGCUAAGACUAGCACAUCUCCAGAGACGCUCAUCAAAGGCAAAUCCAAACCUAGGAAUGCAAAAGAAAAAACAGCGGAUACUGGGGUUGAGACUCGGCCACUACGAUGGUUUACAGAGGCUGAAAUGAUGGGUGAUUCUGCCGCUGUUCCCGCAACCUUGAAGAAAGCAUUUGCCUUACUCGUCAAGGCUAGAAACGCAACCAUGAAAACUAGAAAGGCGCCCGGGAAUGCACAAAGAAAGAAACGGAAAGCUGUGGAUGAAGACGUUGAGGAUGAUGCUGGAGAUGUUAUUCAGCCAGAGCAAUCCACGCCAUUAGCAAAACGGACCCAAUCCAGUAGCAGUAGAACCACAAAAGUGGUGAGAGCUAAACAAUCAAGGAAGGGCGACGUCAGGGAUGCAGGAUCUCAAUUAAAACAGUCGGGAAUAGCCGCAUAUUUGACUCGCCAGCCAUAGAGAAUGAAAGAGGAACCUGGAAGUUUGUAGUUGUUUGACGCUAGAUUUUGGACUUUUCGACCUAGUAUGUAUAUAUUGAUCGUUUCUAGAACUAUACACUGGAAAUUAGUUUGGCGAUACAUUUUAUGCUAGAGUAUGGGACUUCACGGGCAUUAUCUGCUAUUCGUGCAGAUGGCCACAUUCACGUGAUACAGUUUGUUAUGAACGAGACCUUUCGAAUAUAAGCCUUCAGAUAUACAUCCC